CGAGCUUCUCUGCGCCGUAGAUAAUUUAUUUUUCACAUUUCAUUCCGUGUGCCGGUUCGGUACGAUAUCUCGAGGUAUUCAAGUCUACGGAUGUCCAGGGGCUCCUGCAUUUUGACUACUUUUAACGGUUACUUCAGAGCAACCGCUAAUGCCUCUUUAUACGGUCGCAGGAUAAAGAGACAAUAAACCCAGGGAGUUAAUAACAACACCAACAACAAUAAUAAUAAUAAAAACUUGGACAUCAUUGAAAUUGUGAAAAAUUGCAGUCCGUUUAUUUGAAAAUAAGUAAAUUAACAAUAGUGUCAUCACCUUUGUGUUUCUUUUUUCCCAAAAAAUAAAACACGAAUAAAGAUAAAUAAAAUAUGGCGGCUGCUAGUGGAACGUGCCGAGCCUUGAUCAUCGUGAGGAUCGAAAUGACUCGACCGCUGACUGUUGCAUCCCUGACCACUCCAAGACGGUAUAGAAAUGAGACAUGGUGUCGAAGAUGGUGGAAUAUAUCACAACGUUGUUUAUCAAUGACAACCAAUAACUUCACUCCAACUCUUAGUCCAUUGCUGAGGAGAGAGACGAGGGAGUUCAAGGAUACCAACACCGUACAGAAAAUAACAAAGGAGGCGAAAAGUGCUAGAGAAGUUGAACCCGAUAGUUCUAUACUAACAGAAGUCAACGUUGAUUUCCAUCGAGGGUUUCCAAGGAUCACAGUGCCCCUGCCUUCGAGAAAAGAAAGAUGUAUUUUUACCCUUAAACCAAUUACUCAUACCGUUGGUGAUUUUCUCGAUAUGCUUAAAUUCGAGGAUCGCGGAAUUGAUCGUGCAUCAAUAACGACGAUGGAUGGAACAAGAAUAGGAAGGAGUAAUACAAUAGAAUCACUUCUGGAUACUCACUUCAAGUUAAUUAUCAAUGAUGCAACUUAUGAGGUUAUACCUCCAGCUCAGGAGAGCUAUUCAAUGGAAACUAUUGACAAGUUAUCGGACGUGCAGAUGACUGUAUGUCAGUUAUAUGAAACCCUCCACUGCCAAGAGUACAACUCAAUCCUAGAGAGGGAAACUGUUGCAGAAUUGGAGCAAGUCAUGGUCGAGCUGGAGCCACUCGAAGCGAAAAAACUGGAAUUGGAAGUAACCUCAGAGAGGCGUGCUAAUUUACACGCAUUAUUUGGUCUAAUGGCGAUGGGUGUCCAAGUAGGUAUUCUAGCCCGAUUAACAUGGUGGGAAUAUUCAUGGGAUAUUAUGGAACCUGUGACCUACUUUGUAACAUAUGUAACCGGCAUGGGAUGUUAUAUAUACUUCAUUAUGACAAGACAGGAAUUCAUGCUGCCUGAUGUGAUGAAUCGGAGGUAUUUACAGGUAUUUCACAAACGUGCUAAAGCUAUUGGCCUAGAUCUCAAUAUUUAUAAUGAAUUGCGGGAAAGAGCCUAUGAACUCGAGACCACAUUGAAAAUAAUACGUGGACCACUGUGGAAUCAUAAGCACAAAAUUGAACAAAAAAUACGAGAGAGAGGAGGGAGAUCGUCGAGUUCUGGCUCAAGCUCAGAGUCAAGAUCAAGAUCUAGAUCACCUUGUUCAAAUUUAGAUAAAAGUCAUCAAAAUAAUGAGAAAGUAUAUAAUAAAACGGACAAAUCAUGAAGUGAAUUAUCAGUAUGACCAAUGCUCAAUAGAGUGUAGAAUAUAUUUAUUAUAUUUAAUUAAUAAUACAUCGAAACCAAUGGGGUACUCUUCCAUUGCAAAUCAAGUCAUUGAUAAGUCAUGGGAUUAUGUCAUAUAUGCAACAUUAAUAUUCAUCUUUGCCACUGUUUAUUUAUUCAGCCUAGACUUGAUUAUGGGAGAGUGUUGGUGAUAUGCAAUUGAGUUAAGUCAUACAUUCUGUUGAAUUAUAAUUCAUUAGAAAUUAAUCAUAUGAAAAAAUUAUUCAUUAAUAUUCACUUAUAUUUUACCAUCAAAAUAAUACAGACGUGCCAAUAACAGUGGUGGCUUCUAGUCGAUUCAUGAUAUUAUGCUACCUCUCUGUAUCAAAACAUUAUUAUAAGAGCUCUGUGACCCAUUAACUUCGAUUACUACUUGUUGGCGGGUCACAAAAGCCCGGGAAAAUGAAAGAACUAAGUAUUUUACACGCUUAAAAAAAUGAUUAUCUCGCUUCUUAAGAUUACCUUCAAUCAACCACUACAUUUUAACAUAUAAUACGUGGCUGUUUCAAUUUCGGAGUUUAUGAUAAAUUAUGAUUCUUUGAUCAAGGAAAAAAAAUUCUUUGGUGAUAAAUACCUACUGAAAAUUUCAAAGCCAACUAAUCGUUGAAAGUAGCUCGUGUCAUUCCUCAAAGCCCGCUCAAUUAUUGAAAAUCUAUGGCUUUAUUUUAUAUGUUACUACCUGAUCAUCCGUCCGCCAUGAAUGCACGCAAACAAUUUGCAAUAAAAAUUUAAAACACUGUUGUAGUAAUACUACUCUCGAGGGUUCCUCAACUAAUUCGGCUAUUUAGCAAUUGUUCAAUAGGCCAAAUUAAAUUUUAAUAGAAAUAAUAUGGAAAAUUUGAAGUAGAUUUAAACAACAGGUGUAUUUAUCGGCAUAUAAAAAAAUCAGUCUUUUAUAGAAUGUAUUUCACUUCUACGCUAUCAUUAGUGAUAUCAAUCUGCGGUUGAUUUUAUGGAUUUUUGGAAUGGAAGGUAACGUCUAUAUCGGCGAUUAGGUUAUAAUAAUUGUUUUCUGUGUAUAUUUGUCUAAGAGAGGAAAAGGCAUUUUUUUCUUCAAAUAUUCAAUUGAUCUCAACUGAGCUCAUUACAUAGAUGAUAUAGAAAGUAUAUUCUUAUGUUUUAGUAAAAAUUUAGCGACAAUUAGAUGAGUGGAAGAAAUGCUACAUACCCACCCUUUUCUCUCUCUGUCUUUCAGUGCAAAUCCUUUUUGAAAAUGAAGGUGCUAUUAAGGUGUUAUUAUGUAUCAACUGUGAAAUUUAAUAACAAUAUUACUCUCGUCACAACAUGCCAAGGGAAUAGUUUGAAUAAUAGUUCACGCAUAAAAAUGCAUUGCACAAUCUUACAUAAGAGUUGAAUAAAAAAAAAAACAAUUCUCCUCUUCCAUUAAUAGAUAAUUUAUUGGGUGAUUUAAAAUAUUACGUAUUAUUUGGCUCAUCAUGAAAUUGUUGAAAUAUUUAUUUAUAUAUUGUAUUUAUCUCGUACUUAUGUCAAUAGACUUAUGAAAUUAUGUAAAGGAAUUAUAUUUUUAUUUAACGAUUUAUAUACUACGAUAAAACAAGAGGUCAAUUUUGUGCCAAUUCUUUAUUAUGAUAAUGUGCUGCUUUUCGAGCAUGUAUAAAUGCCUAAACUUUGCAUUGAAUGAGAACCAAUAGAGACUGCUUACUGAAUCAUUUAAAAAUUUGUUUAUAUACAUGCAGUUAGGAAUAUGAAUAAUGUAUAAAAAAUUGAAUAUUGUGCUUCUGUAGUGUAAAGUAUUUUCUGAUUGAUGUGAGUUUCUUACUCGAGCUAAAGAUGAGGGGCAUACUCACGUGAGUCUGAAAAUACUUUAGUAUCAUGUGGCAUACAAUAUUUUAGUUUCCUCUAUUCUCUCGGUUGGAUUGCACUUUUCAUUCAAGUAUAUAUUGAAGUGGAAAAAUUUGAUAUAAACUAUUGUUAUUUAUUCUGUUUCUUUCUUCUAUGAAAAUAUGAAAAUUAUAUGCCUGUAAAAAUUUAUAAUUGAAUUUAUGUUAUAAUACUGCAACACUCGAUUGAAGUCCCUUUGUAAAUAUUAAAAUUUCCAAUAAAAAUAUAUGAAUAUUUAUUCAA
Messenger RNA from Diachasmimorpha longicaudata, 3766 nucleotides. RefSeq names its product calcium uniporter protein, mitochondrial (gene MCU). The record is from RefSeq and is a predicted model, not a curated record. Gene Ontology annotation, biological process: mitochondrial calcium ion homeostasis; calcium import into the mitochondrion. The coding region runs from base 363 to 1622 and encodes 419 amino acids. NCBI's taxonomy places the organism in Eukaryota, Metazoa, Arthropoda, Insecta, Hymenoptera, Braconidae. The transcript is spliced from 6 exons. Gene Ontology annotation, cellular component: uniplex complex; mitochondrial inner membrane. Gene Ontology annotation, molecular function: uniporter activity; calcium channel activity.